Lotus japonicus is the source of this 3410-nucleotide messenger RNA. Its product is annotated as serine/threonine-protein kinase Nek6-like. Gene Ontology annotation, molecular function: ATP binding; protein kinase activity. NCBI's taxonomy places the organism in Eukaryota, Viridiplantae, Streptophyta, Magnoliopsida, Fabales, Fabaceae. The transcript is spliced from 13 exons. The coding region runs from base 500 to 2431 and encodes 643 amino acids. Gene Ontology annotation, biological process: protein phosphorylation. The record is from RefSeq and is a predicted model, not a curated record.
AUUCUUCCUCCUCUUUGCAUUUUCUAUUGGGUAAGUCAUAAACCUUUCAAUUUCCUUGGUGGUGAUAUAUUCUGCUUUACCCAACUCCACCUUUUUUUUUUCUUCCCCCCCUCUCUCUCUCUCCACUUUAGUCCUCUCAGGUGGUAGCUACUGUCAUAAUUGUGGAAUGUAGCUUUACUCAUCUUUCUUGUGAAACCCUUCAUGGUUGCUUGCUGCAACCCAUUGAAUAUAGCCCCCAACAUAAUUCUCAUAGGAUACAUUUAUUUUCCCUAAUUAAUGCCCUUCAUUCUAUAACGGUUGUCUUGAAUUACACCAUUUGGAUGAAAAAAAAGGGUAGAAAGGGUUGGUGGUAGAAUUCAUCAUUUCACACUCUUAGAUACUUUGCCAUAAAGAUUCAUUUUUUCUAUUCCCUUUCUUCUUUUGUGAAUUGGAUUUGUAGCAAAUCAGGAUCUACUGCUUCUGUGCCUCACUGUUUGUCUUCUAGCUUCUGGAGUUUUCCAUGGAGACAGAAAACAGUGACAUGAGGUCUAAGAAGAUGGAAGACUAUGAAGUUAUAGAGCAAAUUGGAAGAGGAGCAUUUGGCUCUGCUUUUCUUGUUCUUCACAAGUCUGAGAAGAAAAGGUAUGUGCUGAAAAAGAUUCGUUUGGCUAAGCAGACAGAGAAGUUCAAACGUACAGCACACCAAGAGAUGAACCUGAUUGCAAAACUAAAUAAUCCUUAUAUUGUGGAUUACAAAGAUGCUUGGGUGGAGAAGGAGGACCGUAUAUGCAUUGUAACUGGCUAUUGUGAAGGAGGUGACAUGGCUGAGAACAUAAAGAAAGCUCGAGGAUCAUUCUUUCCUGAGGAGAAAGUCUGCAAAUGGCUGACUCAGUUGUUGAUAGCUGUGGACUACUUGCAUUCUAAUCGUGUAAUCCAUAGAGAUCUAAAGUGCUCCAACAUAUUCCUCACCAAAGACAACAAUAUCCGGCUUGGUGACUUUGGUCUUGCAAAGCGACUCAAUGCAGAAGACCUUACUUCCUCGGUUGUUGGAACUCCAAAUUACAUGUGUCCUGAGAUUCUCGCUGAUAUACCGUAUGGUUAUAAAUCUGAUAUGUGGUCUCUUGGUUGCUGCAUGUUUGAGAUUGCUGCUCAUCAACCAGCAUUUCGUGCUCCAGACAUGGCAGGGCUUAUCAACAAAAUAAACAGAUCCUCCAUUUCUCCACUGCCAAUUGUUUAUUCUUCCACACUUAAACAAAUCAUCAAAAGCAUGCUGAGGAAAAACCCUGAACACAGGCCAACAGCAGCUGAAUUGUUAAGGCAUCCACAUUUACAACCUUAUGUUCUCCGCUGUCAGAAUGCAUCAUCUAAUUUUCUUCCAAUAUAUCCCAUAGUUAACUCAAAGGAUAAAACAAAAAAAUCUUAUAAAACUAGUGGUGGCAAGGACCAUAGGGACAAAGAAGCAGGAUUAGCAUAUCAUCUGGAGCGCGUUCAUCCAAUUGAGGGAAAUGGAGAUGUACAUACAAGCAAUCCUCCUAACAAUGGUGAGGUGACCGUAUCAACCAGAACAGGAGACAACCUUGAGAACAAGAUGGUUGAUUUUACUAGCUACAUAGGGGAAUCUUCUACUAGUAUCAGCGGCUCAAAAGACGGGUCAACAACUUCUGAAUCAUCUGUUUGCAGUAUGUGCAAGGAGGAUUUUAAAAGUAGACCUGCACAGGAAAAAGGUAACCAUGGGAAUGGGAUCACUUCAAAAUGUAGACAAGAUUCUGUGCAUGAAGAGCAAGCAUUAGCUGCAGAACUUUUUCAGAAAUUAGAAUUGGUUGACUUAAACACGGGGAUCUCAGAAGUUGAAGAUGCUUUUUCCAAAGAAGGUUUCAAUUUUGCUGAAGCACCGAGGGAAGAUGCCAAAUUUGAGGAAUCCAGGAAAUCAACAACAUCCAAUGCAAGCAGUAGCUGCACUGAUAAAGAUAAAUCCAUUAAUGAGGAAAGGUCAUCACUAAUUGUGAUUCCUGUUAAGGUUGAGCAUGAAACUGAAUCUAGAAACUCCUUGAAGAAAAGUGAAAACCCGGUUGCGUUUACAGAAGGCUCACAUAUGAACUGUUUGUCAUCUGAUUCUAGCAGUAAACUUCCAGUUAAGGAUAACGAAACGGCGAAGGAGAACAUCAUUUGCACCACACAAAAAGAUGAAAAUUUAGUUGGUGUUGAUCAGACACCAAGUGACACUACAAUGGAUGAUGGUGAUGAAACAAUGAGGGAUAGUCCCUGCCAGCAAAGAGCUGACGCUCUAGAAUCUCUGCUUGAGUUGUGUGCUCAGCUACUUAAGCAAGAUAAACUAGAAGAGCUUGCCGGUGUGCUAAAACCAUUUGGAAAAGAAGCUGUCUCAUCCAGAGAAACAGCAAUAUGGCUGACAAAGAGCCUCAUGUCUGCCCAAAAGUUUAAUUCUGAAACCUAGUCUAUGAGAGGUUCUCAUCAUUAGUUUAUACAUUGUUGUAAGAAAUGUGUCUUCAAAUGUCACAUGAGUUUGUUCCUUUGAGCUUGUUGCUUGGUUGAGGAUUGGAGACUGGAAAUUAGCAUGCCUCCUAUUCUUUCCUAGUAAAUGGUUAUAUAGUAAAUCAAUUAAAUUAUUUUUGCUAUAUUGGAUAUUCAGUGUGUUUGGUUUGGUGCUGAUGAAAAUGCAAACGUGAUUUCACUUAUCUUAUAGUAUUAUUGGAGAAGCUAGAAUUUGACAUGUUGAAUUUAAUGUGAAUCGAAGAAGCAAGAUUUUGCUACAUCAAAUUCAACGUGGAUCCAUGUUGAGUUCAACAGAAAUUCAUGCAGCUAGCCCUUUUCUUUCUAUAAUUAUCUAUGGUAACUACAUAGUACCAUUUACUAACAGCAUGUUUGGAGAAAUUCUGUGUGCCGGUGAAUCAUGUAAAUCGAUUAGUUAUUGUGAGAUUCUUGUUACAUUAUAUAUUUCACUCGAGAUUCUUAAUAUUGCAGAUAAAUACUGUCAUUCUGUCAAUGAGGAUCGCAAUUUAGAACCAUAUGUGUAUGUGAGAUGAGAAAGGAAAACACUUGUACACAGGCAUAUGAAAAGAAGUUCAAUAUUUCAUUCAACAGUGAUCAUAAUAUCACAUAUCCAUCCUUAUCAUAAAUUACUCUUUUCAACCCUUUAUUACAUAAAGAUGUCUUCUCUUCUUCCUCUUCCCUGUGGUGAUGAUUUUCACGUUUAGUGGAACAGGGCAAAGAAAGACAAGACGGAGGCACCAACCAAGGAGCCAACAACGGUAGCUGAGGCACCGCUGGCGGGGCCAGGGGCAGGAGCAGGAACCUCGUUGGUAGCCAAAGCCGCGCUCAUGGAGGCAGCGACGAUGAGAACGACGCAGGUGACCUUCUUCAUGUCCAUGAUGAAUGAAAUGUGACUUGUUUAUUGGAGACCUGCAGGUGUGUGU